Purpureocillium lilacinum is the source of this 531-nucleotide messenger RNA. The record is from RefSeq and is a predicted model, not a curated record. Lineage: Eukaryota; Fungi; Ascomycota; Sordariomycetes; Hypocreales; Ophiocordycipitaceae.
AUGCAGCCCGCGGUGCCCGCUCACGAGCGUGGCAGCGUCACCUCGUCCAACCCGCCGCUCCGGUACGCCGUCAAGAGGCUGGACCCUCGCUUCCCGGCCCGCUUUGUGCAAUACGUGCGUAUGUACGUGGCAAGCACGAGUACGAGCGCAGCGCUGUAUGGAUUAUGGAGUACAGUCCCCGCGCGAUACGAGGAACCACAGGUUGGUGUUGUUUUACGUCGACACCAAGUACGUCUAGGAUGUACGGCCAUGCGUCUCCGCCCUGCGGGAAACAAGCCAAACGUGGGCCAUGCCAACAAUAGCAGCAGUAGAACAAGCGCAGCAACAAGUGGCCGUCUGCCUGCGUGCUCGCGAGCAAGUGCCAGGUGGUCAGGCGCGAAGUACGUACCUACAGUUCACUCUCUGCGGCACAGGGCAGUGGAAAACCCCCAGUCGUCCCCUCCCCCCGAUGAGACAGGCGCGCGGCCCAUGAUGAGGUGGGGCCGUGGUCCCUCCGCCCCUCCAAAGCCGUCCAACACGCAACGCACUUGA